GUGUCUGUGGGCUUCGGUUCUAGCGUGCCGAGCCGCGUCAUUGCGUCAACGCCCGCUUGCCCGGUUCUUACAUACAAGCAUUUGCUGCCCCGGCGCUAAAUAUAAACGCGAUGCUGCAGUCACGGCCCGCUCCAUCGGCCACUGGCCGCAAGGCCAGCACAAACCACGUCUGCUCGCAACUGCAGCCGCUGCUUCCGCGCCGUGGGCCUGGUUUCGCACACAAUCGGACUGCAAAUCACCGCCUAGGUGUUAAGCUGACCUCGACUGCAGUAAAUGUGGCGACCGUGGUGCCAACUUCCAGCACGUCAGCGGACCUCGACUCCCAGGACGGCAAGUACCAAUGGCACAGCCAAUGGUAUCCGGUCGGGAAGGUGGAGGACCUGGACCCCCGGCGGCCGCACGCCACGCACCUGCUGGGCAUUCCACUGGCGCUGUGGAAGGAUGCGCAGGGCCAGUGGCGCGCCGUGGAGGACAGGUGCUCUCACAGGCUGGCUCCUCUGUCUGAGGGCCGCGUGGAGAAGGACGGCACCUUGCAGUGCGCCUACCACGGGUGGCAGUUUGACGGCCGCGGUGCCUGCACACACAUCCCUCAGCUGCGCAAUGACGAGAAGGCGCAGCAGGUGGCGUGUGCCAGCCGCCGCUCCUGCGUGCGCGCCUACCCCACUCAGGUGGCGCACGGCCUGCUGUGGGUGCUGCCGGACAGCAGCGCGGCGGGCUGGGAGAAGGCCGCCACUCCGCCCAGCACGGCGCAGCUGCUGGGCGGCGCCAACGACGACGGCGCCGACCCGGACGUGGGGUGGUACGUGCGCGACAUGCCGCUUAGGUUCGAUACCCUGGUGGAGAACAUCGCCGACCCCUCGCACGUCCCCUUCGCGCAUCACGGAGUCCAGGGCCGCCGCAGUCAGGAGAAGGGCACCAAGCUGACCCUGCAGGACCUGGGCCCUGACGGCUUCAAGACGCCCUUCAACAUGACUGGCGCCGACAUGGCGGUCUCCUUCACGGCCCCCUCGAUCGUGCGGUACCACCCCGCCAGCUCCAACACACCCUUCCUCAUCCUGCUGGCUGUGCCCACGCGCCCCGGCUGGAGCCGCCUCUACCACGGCCUACUCAACUCGGGCCGCAAGCCGACCUCGUUCUUCUUCAAGAUUCUCUCCGCCAUCAGGAAGAUUCAGUGGGCAGACCAUUCGUUCCUGCGCCACCCCAUCCUGGACGGCGACACCUACAUGCUGCACGUGCAGGAGCGGCUACUGCUGGGCAAGAACAACGACUGGAAGGGGUCAUACUACAUGCCCGCGCCCGCCGACGGAGCGGUGGUCGGCACCCGCCGCUGGUUUGACGAGCACGGUGGUGUUGUGCCGACAUGCGAGGCAGGGGUAGCCAUGCCGCCGCAGCUGAGCAAGCGGGAUGCUAUCGAGCGCUACCACCAGCACACCAAGCACUGCAAGGUCUGCAGCCAGGCCCUUCGUAACGUGGAAACUGCCACGUGGCUGGCAGCUGCCGGCGGCGUGCUGGCGGCGCUGGUGCUGGUGGCGCGCGCGGUGGCGGGCCUGCCGCUGCUGGCGCCCGAGUCGGUUGCGCCGGCGCUGGCAGGCGCUGUGUGCGGCGGGCUGGUGGCAGUGCUGCAGGCACUGCGUCAGCAGUUCAUCUUUGUUGACUACGUGCACCAGGACAAGAACUAGAGCUAGGUAGACAUAGCAAGCGGCGAACUGUACUACGCGUUCUGAAGCACCUUUCGCCCGAGUCCUUUAAAGGAUGUGGAGAGGGGGGCUAGCAAGGAAACACGCGAAGUCACUGGGGGUACUAUAUUAAGAGAGAACAUUUAAGGGCUUUCGGUGAGGAGGCAUGUUGUGAGGAGACUACGACAACGAAGUGAGCAAGAGUGCGCUGCGAGCCGCAUUCAAGGGCUGCAGCUAUUGGAAUAUGCACCACACGCGUGGUGCCUGCACAAACAAGGUCUGGAUGCUUAGGAGGAUUGAUGGGCGUGGCUGAAAGAGCGGGUAAACCCCACGGCUACACCGCCUUGACGUACCGUAUUGGCGCGUGCGCGUAUUUAAGCCUGGAGUUGUGCGUGUAGCAGAGAGGCUUGCAAGUUCCGGCUACCGGUUGUACGAAUGAUUGCAUGAGGAUGAGUUGGCGAGAUGCUCAAUUGGAUGCGGGAAACUGCGUGUGGUCGCACCGCCACGGCGGAUGCUGUAGCACAGCACCCCUGCCCUGUAGCAGUUACAGCUAUAAUGAAAGGCGUAGCCUCCCG
This is a messenger RNA of Chlamydomonas reinhardtii, 2251 nucleotides long. RefSeq lists its product as uncharacterized. The record is from RefSeq and is a predicted model, not a curated record. Bases 111 to 1679 code for a protein of 522 amino acids. Gene Ontology annotation, molecular function: chlorophyllide a oxygenase activity; 2 iron, 2 sulfur cluster binding. Lineage: Eukaryota; Viridiplantae; Chlorophyta; Chlorophyceae; Chlamydomonadales; Chlamydomonadaceae. The transcript has 14 exons.